AUGGGAAAAAAAACGGAAAGAAAUGCAUCGCUCGCAGGGUCUCGCAGCGAUUUCCCGGACGCGAUGCAUGCGGCUACUGUGAGAGACGUUUUAUGAGUGAAUUUACGAAAAUUUUUCUAAUUUUUCAGCGAAAUUGCCACGUUUUCCCGCUAUUUUGAACCGAUUUUCACCGAAAAGCUCAACGUUUUGAACGAUAUGACGAGGCACUCGAAAAUAUCAACAAAAAAAAAAAGAAUUCAAGCGAAAUCGGUCGGAAUUAGCGGUAAACGGGGCAAUUUCGCAUCAGUUACCAUAACAGACAAAUAAAAACUGAAAUUCCGUUGAAAAUCGGUUGAAAAUAGCGGGAAAACGUGGCAAUUUCGCAGAAAAAUUAGAAAAUUUUUCGUAAAUCCACUCAUAAAACGUCUCUCCGCAUGCAUCGCGUCCCGGCAAAAACGCUGCGAGCGAUGCAUUUCUUUCCGUUUUUUUUUCAUUUUUUGACAUCGCUGAAUAGGGAAAAAAACGGAAAACAAUCAUUUUUAGCCUCAACAUCAAAACAAACGUUUUGCAGACAAUUUACAAGGACAAGGAACUGUCUCGAAUGCCCAGUUAUCGAUUCAUGUUCUUUCUGGGACUCUUCGAUAUUGCCCAAUGUUUUCCGCACUUUGUCACCGGCGUCUUCACAAUUCGACAGACGGUUUUUCAUCCGAUUUUUGCCAAGGUACGCUCUAUCCAUGCUGAUGCCAUGCUGACCCCAUGCUGUUAUUCACUUGCCGCUCGCGCGCCCCACCCUUGCCGAAAAUUACCUGACAGAGUUGAUCUGAUUUACAUCAAAAUUUUUCUCGAGUCACCGUCAAAUUUGCAGGCAAUGGGUGUGAUAGCGACUCCGUGCUACGUGGCAUACGCCGUUCUCACCAUCUUUCUAUCGUUCAACCGACUCGUCCAGUUGUCAUCGCCCGUUUUGGAUAAAUACUUCUUCGGCGGGCAGCGUUAUAUGGUACGUUUAGUUUUCACAACCACACGGUCUCCAGAGCUGUCAAUAUGGGCGCGUGGCCUUGGCGGCCAAAUGGCGUUUUCCUGAAUUGAGCACGUUUUCUCUGAUUUUUGUGGCCAACGACGAUGAAAAAUGAUUGCGCGACAUGAAAACACACUAAUUCUCAGAAUUAAUGACGUUUUGGCGCAUUUUUCGCGGAUUUCGCUUUUUCGCCUUCGCCGCCAAAAAACCGCACUUCUCAUCUUGCGCUUUCUUGACCGUUUUCCGACAGAAUUGGUUUUGAGAAUGAUAAAUCACGGAAUACAAGCAUUUUGAGUGCUCGAACCGCGAAAACUACCGAAAAGCAACUGAAAUUCCCGCAGUUUUAGCGAAAAACCUUCAAACGGAUAAAUGUGAUUUGCGACUUGACCAAAUUUAAUGCUCUUGCGCUUAAAAAAUUCGUAAUAGCCUAUACAAUCGGUCUAUCGUGAGACAAAUGAGAAAUUAUCGAUUUUUCGUGGCUAAUCUGGCAAAAAACACAAAUUUUGCCGUUAAAAUUUGAAUUUCGCGCCAAUGUAUCGCUCUAUUGGGCGGAGCGCACUUGCGCGCCCAUUGUCAGCUCUGGAAACUGUGGCACUUCUCAUUUUGCGCUUUCUUGACCGAUUUCCGACAGAACUGGUUUUGAGAACGAUAAAUCACGUAAAUACAAGCAUUUUGAGCGCUCGAACCGCGAAAACUACCGAAAAGCAACUGAAAUUCCCGCAGUUUUAGCGAAAAACCUUCAAACGGAUAAAUAUGAUUUGCGACCUGACCAAAUUUAACGCUCUUGCGCUUAAAAAAUUCGUAAUAGCCUAUACAAUCGGUGUAUCGAGAGACAAACGAGAAAUUAUCGAUUUUUCGUGGCUAAUCUGGCAAAAAACACAAAUUUUGCUGUUAAAAUUUGAAUUUCGCGCCAAUGUAUCGCUCUAUUGGGCGGGGCGCACUUGCGCGCUGGAGACCGUGCAACCAUCUGCUCGCCACAAACACAAAAUCGCCAGAUUUGGAUCGGAGCGGCGUCGUUCGUGUGGACGCUGUUCAUGAUCGCGCUCGCCUCGCCGUGGGCCACAAUUCGCUACAUUCCCGAGUGGUACUCGUGGGAUUACGACUACGAGCUCGAGUAUUCGCACUACGUGCAACGCGCCGAAAUGUUCAUCGAAAUCGGCGGAAUUUUCGUCUCCGCCUUCUUCUACCUCAUCAUCAUUUAUCGAUUGAUCAAGACCAAAAAACGCUUCAUGAUUUCCAAGAGCUACAACGCCGAGAUUAAGGUGUUGAUUCAGGCGACAGUGAUUACGGUGUACUGUACUGUGCUCAAUGUGCUCUGGCACAAUUAUCAGGUCAGUCUACGCACAUUUUCUCGUUUAAUAAUCGCCGCCAAUUUUCAGUGGAUGCUCCCGCUGAACCUCUGGAGUUACACGGCUCUCAAUUUCAUGUGGAUCUUCAAUAGUGGCGUCUAUCCGGUCAUCUAUUUCAUUGUGAACAAGUUGGAAUUUUCGGAAAACUGUUCGGACUCAUAAUAUAAUCAAUUUUUUUAGAGCCCUUCGCGAUCGAAUUGGAGUAAAACGAUCGACUGUGAUGGGCGCCGUCUCAAUGUUCCAUAAAUCGAAAGCCGAGCGAACUGGUACGCAUUCCAAUCAUACUAUGGUCGCAAUAGCUUAGUUAUCUUAUGUUAUUGACUGAUUUUGGUUAUUCUAGACCUUCGGUGAGUAGUUUUUAAGUUUUUUUUUCGUUAAAAUACACUGGUUUUAAAACGAAACACCUUUUUUUAGACACUCCCGGCUCUUCGAAGAAUCAACGGGUUAUCGCGGUUGCAUAA
Molecule: messenger RNA, 2804 nt
Organism: Caenorhabditis sp. 36 PRJEB53466
Lineage: Eukaryota; Metazoa; Nematoda; Chromadorea; Rhabditida; Rhabditidae
Source: the annotation of a GenBank genome assembly